Molecule: messenger RNA, 778 nt
Organism: Betta splendens (Siamese fighting fish)
Lineage: Eukaryota; Metazoa; Chordata; Actinopteri; Anabantiformes; Osphronemidae
Product: bile salt-activated lipase-like
Exons: 5
Coding region: 1-645 (214 amino acids)
Biological process (GO): presynaptic membrane assembly; modulation of chemical synaptic transmission; neuron cell-cell adhesion
Cellular component (GO): cell surface; postsynaptic specialization membrane; synapse
Molecular function (GO): triacylglycerol lipase activity; signaling receptor activity; sterol ester esterase activity
Source: RefSeq, a predicted model, not a curated record
AUGUUUCUCUCAUGGCAGACACAGGUUCACGUCCUCAUCUGGUUUUGGGUCCUCCUCAGGAAGCAGGUGAGAGGUGUGCUGGCUGGUCUCACCAAAGAGAAGGGUGGUGCUGCCGUGGACUCAGCCUACAGCACCUACACAUCUCACUGGGGUCCAGUUCCAGACCAGAGUGUGGUGAAAAAGACGGUUUCUGACAUAGAGACAGACUUCCUGUUCCUUGUGCCAACUCAGACAGCCCUCCAGCUCCAUACUAGGAACUCCAGUGGAGCCCGGACCUACUCCUACUUGUUCAGAAUGAAGACCCGGAUCCCGCUGCUCCCUCACUGGGUGGAGGCAGAACACGCUGAAGACCUGCAGUACCUGUUUGGAAAACCCUUUUCCAUGUCUCUUAUCUACUUCCCCCGACACCGAGACCUGUCCCAGUAUAUGAUUGCAUACUGGACCAACUUUGCAAGGACCGGUGAUCCCAGUACAGGUGAGAGUAGAGUCCCAGUUCCUUGGCCCCAGUAUACUAGAAACCAUCGACCCUACCUGGCCAUCGAUCACAAGAUCAGCAAGGAUUCAGUCAGCUAUGACCUGAGGUCGGAGUACUUCACCUACUGGACCACAACCUACAGCAGGCUGCCGUCAAUAAAGAGAGAAUAAGAAAAAGAGGAAGAGGAAACCUGAGUUGUCGUCUAAAAUCAUAAUCUUAGAAACAGAACAAGCAUUAAAUGAGCCCAGAGUUUGUUGUUGUGACAAUAAAGCUGAAACCCACAGUGUGAGCUUUUUACUGACA